Molecule: messenger RNA, 1340 nt
Organism: Drosophila gunungcola (fruit fly)
Lineage: Eukaryota; Metazoa; Arthropoda; Insecta; Diptera; Drosophilidae
Product: NADH-cytochrome b5 reductase-like
Exons: 2
Coding region: 45-1022 (325 amino acids)
Molecular function (GO): oxidoreductase activity
Source: RefSeq, a predicted model, not a curated record
UAGCUAUAUUUCGGCUCUUCGAGACACUUUCCAACACUGGCGGCAUGGUGGCCAACGGGGAGCAACAAAAACAGGAUUUAAAUGUGGAAGAGGAGCUGCUGCAGGACUCUGACUGUUGUGGCAAUGGCUGCACUAACUGCAUCCUGGACCACAAGCCCCGGCCAAGUAAGCGCGUCCUGCUGGCUGGCAAACGCAACGUGAUCCUGAGCUACACCAAAUUCCGAUUGUUGCGGCGGGAAACCCUUGAAUCUGAAGCGGAAUCGAAAACUGGUGGUCAGGUGCUGCUCCUGCACUUUGGCCACGCCCCCGAGGAGCCAGGGGCGGGGACGGAGGACGACACGGUGCUGGACAUUCCACCCGGACACCAUGUGAUGCUGCGCAUUGGUUCCCUGCUGCGUCCCUAUUCGCCCUAUUGGAGCGACUUCCAGGCCAAAGAGUUCCGGAUUCUGGUGAAGCUGCAGGCGGGCGGGCCCAUGUCCCGGCUCCUGGCCGCAGUCCAGCCCAACGAUCUGCUGGAGUUCCGCGGACCCAUUGGGCAGUACGCACACGAUGCCAGCACCGCCAAGUGCAUCUACAUCCUGGCCCAGGGCGUGGCCAUUGCACCCACUCUGCCGCUAGUGCGCCAGGUGCUCGAGAACGAGGAGGACAUGAGUCGUGUGUGGCACCUGGUGUGCGCCCGUGACCUGCGGCACGUCUACUUCCGCGAGGAGCUGCUGGAGUUUGCCCAGUACUGGAACUACCGGAGCUGCCUCUACCUGCCGCAUCAGCAGUGCGCCUCCGCCGCUUGCCAGGAGGCGGGGCACUGCGUCCCCGAGUGCCUCCACCUACGCCGGAGUCUCCGCUACAAGGAGACCGCGAAGGUGGCCCGCUUGGAUGCCUGCGGGCUGGCCACCCACCUCAAUGCCUCCAUUCCCGGACAGCGCCUACUCAUCGUCGCAGGCGAUUCAACCUUCCAGAAGACCAUGGCCCAAAUGGCCACUCAAUCUUUGGCCCUAGAUCCUGCCAACGUCUAUUUGUUGUAAACACCAAAGGAAAUUAAAGGUGACUUGCACUUCACAUUUCAUAACUUGACCUUUUGAAACCGAAGCCACGAAAAUGAAAAUCAAAAAUUUCAAAGCAGAAUUAAAGAAUUUUAAACCAGAAACAUACAAAAAAGUAUAAAGUUUGUAGUUGUACUUCUCAUAAAUUUGAUAUUGUUAUUUUAAGUCAAAACUCGGCUUAAAAUUUAAGAAAAAUUAUGAAACCUAGUGAAUCAGCUUAGGUACAGAGGUAUAACACGUUGAUGUCCAUAUGUAUUUAAUCAAGGGAACAUAUAUGUUUUUUCAAUUUUAAAAAUUAAG